UUAGUCGACCCUCUCCCCGACCAUGUGAAGGGUGAAUGCCUGCGCCAGACAAUGUACCAUCUGUUCAAGUCUAUAUAUCUGCAUGCUACCAGCAAAGAAGAAUAUUCCAUUCUCCUCCUCGGCCUCGAUAACGCCGGCAAGACCACCCUGCUCGAACAGAUCAAAGCUGCAUAUUCAGCCAAUCACCCGAACCUCAAAACCGUUCCUACUGUCGGCCAGAAUGUUGCAACUGUCUCCCUACCUCCUCCAAACCCGCCUGUCUACCUGAAGAUCUGGGACGUCGGUGGUCAGCACUCGCUACGUGGUCUCUGGCAGUCUUAUUAUUCGAGCUGCCAUGCCAUCGUCUUCGUCAUUGAUAGCACCGACGUUGGCGAUGCCGAUAUUGCUCACCUGAGUACCGACGCUGGGAGGGGGGAGGAGCAUGGCAGGCUAGACGAGUGUAGACUGGUUUUAGAGUCGGUGCUCCAGAACGAAGAGGCUGAAGGUGUCCCCAUUCUCGUUCUUGCGAACAAGCAGGACAGGGAGGACUGCGUUGAGGUGGUCAGGAUAAAGGAAGGCUUCGUCCGGAAGGUGUUCGAGGGCGAGAAAGGAGCGAACGUGAGAGACAGUCGAGUUCUACCCUGCAGUGCGCUUACCGGAACCGGCGUCCAAGAGGCGGUGGAAUGGCUGUGUAGUAGGGUGAAGUGGAAUAAGGAGUCCCGUCCGCCACUAAUGCGAUAACGAGAAUAUACCCCAAGACCGUAGUGUCGGUCUUUCCUACAAGAAACGUGCUCUAGAGCCUUGUGGAGAAGAACCCAGCACAUGUCGCGGCUGUCGGCCCCUCCUUUUAAUCCUAGCUCUGGCUGUAUAGGAGGCUACCAGCGCGUUCGAUGUGAGCAACCAUUUCAGGAACGCCCAAGUCUAGGCGGUCCUUUCCUGGACGAUUUUUAAUCGCUGUCUUCAGCAAACGGCAACUGCCUGCUCGACACGCAACCGAUAUUCUAAUUAAUCCUAUGAUUUAUAAUGCAAAUAACAAAAC
This is a messenger RNA of Lindgomyces ingoldianus, 1018 nucleotides long. RefSeq names its product ARF/SAR superfamily. The transcript is spliced from 2 exons. Gene Ontology annotation, cellular component: Golgi apparatus. Gene Ontology annotation, biological process: protein localization to organelle; intracellular protein transport; Golgi to plasma membrane protein transport. Gene Ontology annotation, molecular function: GTP binding; GTPase activity. The record is from RefSeq and is a predicted model, not a curated record. NCBI's taxonomy places the organism in Eukaryota, Fungi, Ascomycota, Dothideomycetes, Pleosporales, Lindgomycetaceae. The coding region runs from base 52 to 720 and encodes 222 amino acids.